Perkinsus marinus ATCC 50983 is the source of this 1053-nucleotide messenger RNA. RefSeq lists its product as hypothetical. The coding region runs from base 1 to 1053 and encodes 350 amino acids. The record is from RefSeq and is a predicted model, not a curated record. Lineage: Eukaryota; Perkinsozoa; Perkinsida; Perkinsidae. Gene Ontology annotation, biological process: protein localization to membrane. Gene Ontology annotation, cellular component: membrane. The transcript is spliced from 8 exons.
AUGGCUUCCCUCACGAAGCACUGGAAUCCAGGUCUGACCUGGUUAUGCUUCGCUUUGUUGGUACAUAGCGUUGCCUCGCUCCUCCUGCCCGGUAUCGCCCCACGAGACUAUAAGGAGGGAGAGGACGUACCUCUCUCAGUCAACGAAAUGACCAGCGUCCGCACGCAACUACCGAUGGACUAUUUCAAGACUCAUGCGGUCAAUUCUCAAUGUGGAGUGGUUGCUGACAAAUCAGCUGAAGUGAGCGCCAAUCUUGGCGAACUUUUGAGCGGACAGAUGAUGUCCCCGACCAGUUACAAAAUCCAAAUGCUGCGAUCAUUGAAGUGUCAGAUUGCAUGCAAAGAUCAGCUCUCAGCUGAACUUAAGGAGACUAUCAAACAGAUGAUACGUUCUGUGUUUGCGAUGUUUUUCUUCCUCAACUUGCUGACUUGGGCGAAAGGCUCGUCAGGAGCAGUACCAUUCACGACAAUGUUCGCGGUUUUGGUUUUAUGGUUUGGGAUUUCUGUACCCUUGGUGUACCUGGGCGCAGCUGCAGCGUAUAAGAGAGAAUCUAUUGGUUUCCCCUGCCGAGUCAACUCGAUUCCUCGACCUAUCCCUCCGCAGCCUUGGUUCCUGAGGCCCUGGUUGCUAUGUCUGGUUGGUGGCAUCCUGCCCUUCGGCGCGGUCUUCACGGAGUUGUUCUUCAUCAUGAGCUCGUUAUGGCAGCAUCAGUUCUACUACCUCUUCGGAUUCGUCGUUCUUGUUUACCUCGUCCUCGUCAUUACGUGUGCGGAGGUGUCAAUAGCCCUGACCUACUUCCAGCUCACGGCUGAGGACUACCGUUGGUGGUGGCGAAGCUUCUUCGUAUCAGGAACGAGUGCACUGUAUGUGUUCGGCUAUUCCUUGAUGUACCUUGGAACCCGAUUGCAAAUCGUGAAUGUGGUCUCGAUAGUAGUUUAUGUGGGUUAUAUGGCAAUGAUCUCGGCGGCUUUCUUCCUCUUGACUGGGUGUAUUGGAUUUAUCGCGACGUUUUUCUUCGUCCGUGCCAUAUACGGCUCGAUCAAGGUGGAUUAG